Molecule: messenger RNA, 234 nt
Organism: Ostertagia ostertagi
Lineage: Eukaryota; Metazoa; Nematoda; Chromadorea; Rhabditida; Trichostrongylidae
Source: the annotation of a GenBank genome assembly
AUGACAGUGCGCUCAUUUCUCUAUUACACGGCCGCAUUAACUUUUGGCAAUUCUCUGCCGUCGAAAGAAAUUGAUAAGAGGGUACACAUGUUGUUGCGGCAGUUUGACUUGCUGGGAUAUGGACAUGAAAAGCUUCAGGAUUUGUCCAAAAGUGCUCAGAGGCGAGCUCUCAUUGCUAACGCACUCGUCAAAGACCCAGUGUUUGUAAAUCGUCGACGUCUCUGUGACAACCUU